ACAGGGAUUCGUUCAGAGACCAUUUCUGUGCCACAAGAAAUAAAAGCAUCGCAGCUGUGGAAUGAGAUAGAAACUCGACAUCCAGGGUUGGCUGAUGUCAGAAACCAGGUGAUACUGGCUGUUCGUCAGGAAUAUGUCGAGCUUGGAGAUCAGCUCCUCCUGCUUCAGUCGGGGGACGAAGUUGCCAUCAUCCCCCCCAUUAGCGGAGGGUAGUGCUGUGGAGCCCCUUGAGUGCGUGAGGAGAGGUGGGAACGAAGUGGAAGAGAAACCCAAGGAUAUAAUAAAAUUCACGGCGGAGAAGCUGUCGGUAGGAGAAGUCUCGCAGCUGGUGACCUCCCCGCUCUGCGGUGCCGUGUCCCUCUUUGUAGGGACCACAAGAAAUAACUUUGAAGGGAAAAAAGUCAUCAGCUUGGAGUAUGAAGCAUACAUCCCGAUGGCAGAAAACGAAGUCAGGAGAAUUUGUAGCGACGUGCGGCAGAGGUGGCCGGUGAAGCACGUCGCGGUCUUCCACAGGCUCGGCCUGGUUCCCGUGUCCGAAGCAAGCGUUGUCAUCGCGGUGUCCUCGGCCCACAGGGCCGCGUCCCUCGAGGCCGUGAGCUACGCCAUUGAUGCUUUAAAAGCCAGGGUGCCCAUAUGGAAAAAGGAAAUGUACGAAGAGUCACCGUCCUCCUGGAAAAGAAACAAAGAAUGCUUUUGGGCCACCGCCAGCGAUUGACGGCGUGCUUUAGAGAACUGGGGUCUAAGCGUGGUCGGCUCCUCUGGGAUCGCGUUUUGAAUUUCCUUCCCCUGAGGUCACCGUAGUUCAGGGUGAGGUUUUACACUGGAACUAGAAAUAGAGGAAAGAAUUUGGGGGCAAAAAGGAAGGAUAAUUUAAAUGGGAGGAAAGAUGUCAGGGGUAGACAGGUUGUCCCAUAACUGUGACUGGACUCGCUGAGGUCGCCCUUCCCUCGGACUGUGUC
Miniopterus natalensis is the source of this 959-nucleotide messenger RNA. RefSeq names its product molybdenum cofactor synthesis 2 (gene MOCS2). Gene Ontology annotation, molecular function: molybdopterin synthase activity. Gene Ontology annotation, cellular component: molybdopterin adenylyltransferase complex; molybdopterin synthase complex; cytosol. Gene Ontology annotation, biological process: Mo-molybdopterin cofactor biosynthetic process. The record is from RefSeq and is a predicted model, not a curated record. NCBI's taxonomy places the organism in Eukaryota, Metazoa, Chordata, Mammalia, Chiroptera, Miniopteridae.